AUGGCUUAUCUCGCCGGGGCCUUUUACGCCCGAUUAGGUGUGAAAAGGCGGACAGUGACCGACCGUCGUCGAAGAACCAAGCCACGCUGGGAGAACUCCGACGCGUCAACGCUUUCACGACAUCACUUGCAAUGCUGUACACACAGGUAG
Purpureocillium lilacinum is the source of this 150-nucleotide messenger RNA. The record is from RefSeq and is a predicted model, not a curated record. Lineage: Eukaryota; Fungi; Ascomycota; Sordariomycetes; Hypocreales; Ophiocordycipitaceae.